Messenger RNA from Mesocestoides corti, 2481 nucleotides. The record is from the annotation of a GenBank genome assembly. Lineage: Eukaryota; Metazoa; Platyhelminthes; Cestoda; Cyclophyllidea; Mesocestoididae.
AUGACAUCUACUGGACCACCCGCUCAGGUAACAGGAAUUUCACCAAUUGAGGGUGUGCCUGGUACCAAAUUGACAUUGAGAGGGGAGCACUUUGGUCAAUCAGCGUUGGACCUUACCCACGUGUUUGUUGGAGGUAUUGAUGUUUCACCUAGUACCCGAUGGUUCUCUCCGCGAAAGCUCUCCGUUAUCACUCCACUUGGAUCAGGCGAGUUGGAAAUCGUAAUUGUCACCAGGUCUGGUGGCAUCGGCACUUCUGAGCUUACUUAUACUCAACGUGUGGGCCAAAAAGUAGGACCACAGGAACAAGUGAGUUAUUGGCCAGAGGACGAGCGUCGAUGGUGCCCUGCCAUAAUCGAACGAGGAAGCGGCUCGAGACAGGAAGGGGGUGGUGACGUGGUUGAUGCCUCGCUUUCCGCUACUGGUCUUCCGGCUGCUGAACUCGCUCGUCUUAGCAUGCCGCUCUCCGACACCGCCCUUAUGAAGAUUUAUCCGCACACAGGGACGGUGCUACUAUCGGAACCAGAUUUCGACCCAAUGUUGUUUCUCUUAAAGUACUACAAGAAUGCUAGUUUUGAGGACUUGGUGAUGGCUCGAAACAACUUCAGCCAAAGUAUUUCGGCUUCUGGUGCCCACGACUCAAGCAACGUCAUCAAAAACAACCUCUACCUCAUUUUCCGGUGUCUCGAGGGCCUCGAAGGUGUGAAAACGAAGUCAAGGGCCAAAGAUGGCACCGUGGAAAUGCGCUUGGAAAAGAAACUAACUGUUUACGCCGAGGUCGAGUCUGUCGUAGCCCAGUUUCGGGACACAUUGAAAGCCGAACUUCUCCAGGUCCCCAUUGACGUUGACGAGGCAAUGGAGCGAAUCAGAUGUCUUGAGCAGCUAGACUUGGAUUAUGAUCCGUACUGGGUUUGCGUUGAUGCCUUCAAAAAUUGGCUCAUUGACCAGCUUCGAUGUUUCCAAAAGACUUACCAAGAGAGAGUGCCCCAAGAAGCCUCUGAGCAAGCCUCCUCGCCCGUUUUGCGUUCUGCCGUAAAGGCCCGUGUGGGGAAACGGCAGGCGACGAUACAGCUGGUGAAGCAGGUCUGCGACCUCCUGUGCACGCACUGUGUUCAGUUCUGGCGCCUCCAGUCGGUCUGCUCUGCGGCCUCGCGAAAAGCCCCGAGGCCCGCCUCCCUGGAGGGCUCUUAUGGUCAACAGUCGCUGCACGAACGAUAUCAAAUGCUGAAUAUUGAGUUGAUUCACUUAGUGGCAAGUUGCGUUCGGGAGGUUGUACUGGAGCCAUCAUCAAUCAGCGCCCCAGAAACCGUUUCCAGUGGAUGGGCGUCCACUUGCGUCCAGGAGUUUCGAAAUUGUUGUCUCAGUUUACCCCUUGAUAUUGUCCCGGAGGAGGCACAGACUGUACUUCGUCGCCUUUCACACGACCUGAGACGUCAUGCCGUCCGGGAUGUACUUCGUUCGUCUCAAAAUGCCAUCGAAUCAUUGUAUUUCAAGGAAAACUGGGAAGUCGAAGUUACUGAUGACGGCGGAAGCAUUACACAGUUGCCAUUAGCCUAUGAGAAUUUGGUGGUGGAGUCGUUGUCCCGCUGUAGAACCCUCAUGUCGCCUCGAACUUCGUUGGAGAAUUCUCUCUUCGACGCAACUGAGUAUCAGGAACGCUUCUCGCAGUCCUUUUCGGACGUCAUGGUUGGAUUCUUAAGUACUCUUCAACGCCUGGCGGACCAAAUCGAGGCCUCGUUGCCGCCACAGGACGCAGCUGGAACAGCGUUCCACAACCACGCAGGUCCGGAUGCCGCGGACGUGGAUCAGGCCAGCAGCCAGCACGCCAUUGUCGCGCAGGUGCGCGGCCUGCUCCUGCUCGUAAGCAACGCCGACUGGGCUGCACGCCGGGCCAACUCCCGUGUAUUCAGGGCGUACGUGUCGGCUGGCUAUUCGAAUGUGGACGACUUGAAGUCUCGGGUACUGUCGGCUUGGAAGACCACAACUGACAACUUGGUCGAGCGCUACACACGGCUCCGCGUCACGUGGCUUUGUGCUCCUCUAGACAAGGAAAAUACUCCCGACUCCGGCCUUCAAAGCGCAAUAAUAACUGCCCUCUGCAAUUUAUCCCACAUACACUCAGAGCUAGUCCUUAUUUUGGGAGUGUCCAGAUGUCACGCUACUGACGGACAAGCUGAGUUGGACAGUCUGUUCUCGCAUCGCAUCAAAGCAGUCAUGAAGGCGAUUGCGAUUAAGCUGUCUGACAGCAUCCAAGCGCGUUCCGGUUUUCCUGAUUGGGCAGCAAGCUGCCCCGCUUUUCCCAAAGUGGGUGGUCGCAUGCCGGAGCAGGAACACAAUGCACCCCUCCCCUUCUCCCCAGGCUCUUCUGCCCCGCAUCUCCAGGCGGCCACCCACUCUCGACAAAUUCUAAUUAACAAUGCACUGAUUGCUUCCCUUCUCCCUACCCCAGGCAAUCAAGUUAUUCCGUGUCUCGUCAAACUGUGA